This is a messenger RNA of Dendroctonus ponderosae (mountain pine beetle), 1270 nucleotides long. Its product is annotated as pupal cuticle protein 20. The record is from RefSeq and is a predicted model, not a curated record. Gene Ontology annotation, cellular component: chitin-based extracellular matrix. The coding region runs from base 80 to 976 and encodes 298 amino acids. The transcript is spliced from 6 exons. Gene Ontology annotation, molecular function: structural constituent of chitin-based larval cuticle. NCBI's taxonomy places the organism in Eukaryota, Metazoa, Arthropoda, Insecta, Coleoptera, Curculionidae.
UUUUAGCGUUAUAUAAGACAAUACUUGGGGAAGAUGCAUCACACUCGUGUAAGUGCAACUUAAGUGCACUAUAGCCAAAAUGAAGCAAGUAAUUCUUCCACUGGCCCUCUUUGGCGUCUGCAUGUGCGCUCGCCUGGACAACACUCAGUAUCUUCCCCCUUCUCAGCGCCCUGCAGGUGGAAUUAGACCAGGAGCGGGUGGAUUCGGUGCAGGAGGUGCUGGCGGUGCUCCAGCCUUUGGAGGUGCCGCAAGGCCAUCUGGAGGUUUUGCAGGUCCUUCGGCAGGCGCCCCUGCCUUCGGUGGGGCCCCGGCUGGAGGAGCUGGAGGUUACAGUGGAGGAGGAGCUGGCGGAGCUGGUGGCGCUGGUGCAUACAGUGGAGGUGGAGGCCGGGCCGGAGCUGGCUCAGAAAUCCCCAUCAUCCGUUACGAGAACGUGAACAAUGGAGAUGGAACUUAUCAAUAUCUGUAUGAGACUGGCAAUGGAAUCAACGCUCAAGAGCAAGGAGAUGGUCGAGGAGAUGGCACUCAAGCUCAAGGAUCAUUCUCCUACACUGCUCCCGAUGGCCAGCAGAUCCAGAUCCAAUACACUGCAGAUGCAAACGGCUUCAACCCUCAAGGCGCCCAUAUUCCUACUCCACCACCAAUUCCUCCAGAGAUUCAGAGGUCUAUUGAGCAGAACUUGGCUGAUGAAGCCAGAGGUAUAGUCGACGAUGGAGCUUACAAGCCAGGUCCAGAUGAAGGAGGAGCAGGAGGAUACAGCGGCGGAGGCUACAGUGGAGGCGCUGGCGGAAGCUUCCCAGGAGCUGGUGGAGUAGGUGGAGGUUUUGGUGCAGGCAAAACUGCUUCUUUCGGAGGCGGACAAGCUCCGGCAGGAGCAUUCAGACCAUCGGGCGGUGCUGGAGGUUUCAGACCACAAGGAGGAGUUGGAGGGUUGGGAUCCGGGCAAGCUGCUGGCGGUGCCGGAUACAGAUAUUAAAUUUCGUAGAAGCGACUUUUAAACAAAAUUUACCAGCGAACAUUCAAUGCAUUGUAAAUGCAUCUUCUGUAUUCUCUUCACAUUUCAACUCGCUGAUGAAUUUUGUCGCAAAAAGCGCCCAUUGACCAGUAUUAUGUUGUUUUCAUUUUAAUUCACUGUACACCAAUGUGUUACGAUGUUGCAUGCCAUAAUUGUAGGAAAAAUGUUGAGCAAAUUUGAAAAGUUAAUCUAUAUAUGUAUGCUUUGUAUAUAAUAAUUGUAGGUGAAAAUAAAUUGUGCAUAGUUUCUGAUAAA